Messenger RNA from Camellia sinensis, 892 nucleotides. Lineage: Eukaryota; Viridiplantae; Streptophyta; Magnoliopsida; Ericales; Theaceae. The record is from RefSeq and is a predicted model, not a curated record.
AUGGAAAAUGAGAAAUAAAAAAAAAUAAUUAUAGAAGAAUGGAGAUGGAAAAUUAAUAUCCACUCCAUUCACUCCUAUUGUCAUCCCUAAUUUCGCCUGCCUCCUCGUACUCUGUCUCUCUCACUCUGAAGAUGGAAAAGAAGCCUGUUACAUACUGUGUGGUGGACACGUUCACUGACUCGCCGUUCAAAGAAAACCCGACUGCUGUAUGUUUGUUGGAUGAAGAGAGAGAAGAUGAUGAGUGGUUUCAAACUGUUGCUAGUGAGUUCAACCUCCCUAUGACCUGUUUCUUGAAUUCGAUUGCUGACUCUGAGUCGGAGACUCAUGACUCGUCCCACUCAUCCAUAAACCCUCGGUUUCGCCUCCGAUGGUUCAAUCCAGUUGCCCAGGUCACUUCACCAUCGUUGAAAGUUCGAAAAAAAUAUAGAACUGUUUGUUUUCUAAAUGAUCUGUUUGGUUGCUGAGAAAUCGCUGGAAAAAGAAGAAACAAAAAAUGAAAAAUAACCACCAAUUCCCCACCGAAUUGUGCACAUCUUCUAAUUUGGCUACUCAAAUUACUUACAAUGUGUCGACCUUUUUUUUUUUUUUUUUGCGUUAGAUUUCUUUAAAUUUUGACUUGAUUGAUUUUAGAUUAUUACUUGCUUUCUUUUCAACUUAAUCUGAAAAUAUUUAUACAAUUCUUCAUCAAUUUUUUUUUUUUAUUUUUUUAUCAAAUUCAUAUUUGAAGAAAAAAUUGGCUAAAAUUGUGCUUGAAACCAUUUCAUCAAAUUUGUAUGAAAUCAGGGAGGUUCAAUUUUUUUUACCAAGUCAAAAGAUGAACCAAAUCCUUUGUCAAAGUUGAGAGUCAUAUUUUUCUCGCAAAUUUGACGAAAUUUUAAAAGAUUGGAGAUUU